UGUUCAUCACCUAUCUAAUGAAUUUAGAUCCUCAGAGUAUUUGAUUCCAUUCAAGAUGAGAAAAAUGAAUUCUUGGUAUGAAUUGAUCUCAGAGAAUAACCCUCUUCCUUGCCUAGCGGAUAGAAUUGAAAUAUUGAAUGAACUUUUAAAGGAUCACAUUGCAGCUCAAAACUUAACAGAAGAGGAUUACCAAACGAUUGCAAUGGAAACAAAAGGACUUUCAAAGUGUGAAAUAGCUGAAGUUUGUCGCCAUGCUGCUUUCUUGUGUCUACGUUCCAUAAGCGAUAAUGAAGAUACUAAUAAAGACAAUACUCUUCGAUUGAGACAUUUUGUCGAAGCUGUUCAAACUUCUUCACUUCGUAAACUCCGUAAUUAAGCUUCUAGAACUUCCAU
Molecule: messenger RNA, 393 nt
Organism: Trichobilharzia regenti
Lineage: Eukaryota; Metazoa; Platyhelminthes; Trematoda; Strigeidida; Schistosomatidae
Source: the annotation of a GenBank genome assembly